AUGCGCGGUGAGAUCGACUGCAAGGCACCGGGCCUUCAGCUUCUGAGACACAAAGCGUUGGAGGAGCUGCGGUCAUGGCCUAUUCACGAGUUUCUGCAUAUGAAGCGAGAGUGGAAUCAGAGCGCAGAUCGACUAGCAAGCACAGCAUUGCAGAGCGAAAAGGGAAGAACGGUUGUAGCUGAAGAGAAUCGGCAAGAUCUGAUGACUCUGAACCGUCUCGAUGAAUUGUUGAAGCCCAAGCAAGAUGGUCAGCUAGCUCGGGUAACUGCGAUCACGAGAUCAGCCAGGAGGAUACGUCAUGAACCUGAAGUGAUACAGGAGGAGAUAGUACAGAGGAUCAGGAUUCAACGAAUUGUCCAAGCUCAAGAUGAAGAGCGUUGGAUUGUCAAUCUCAAGACAUAUCUAAGUGGCGAUGUAUCAAACUUGGAUGCGGUAGAAUUGAAGAUGUGCGCCAAACUGACGCCGGAAUACGAGACCGAUGAGAACAAUCUGCUAUUUUUUUGCCCCAUGGCGAAAAGAGAGUCAGAAGAUCGCGAUGGUUUGAUGCGGUUGGUGAUCCCUGAGACGUUGCAGCAGGAUUUUUUGCAUCACUAUCACACGAGUCUGGAAGGAGGCCAUCAGGGUAUUGGCCGAACCUAUCAGAGGAUCAGAUCGCGAUUUCAUUGGAGAGGACUGUAUCGGAGCGUUCAACGAUAUGUGGGCGAAUGUACCGACUGUGAGACCGGGAAAGGAAACCCGAUGAUUCAUGGGAAAUCCCCGGGCAAUCUACACGCAACCUAUCCAUUCCAGAUCAUCGCCAUGGAUCAUAUACCGUCGUUGCCCAAGUCCAUCAAGGGGAACACCGAACUGCUCAUUUGGGUCGACCUUUUCUCGGGAUAUGUGAUUGCAAAGGCUAGCUCCUCUCGGACGGCACAAACAAUAGCGGAGAAUUACGAAGAAUGUGUGUUUCGACGCUUCGGAGCUAGCGAGGCUAUCAGGCACGAUCGAGAACCGGGAUUUAUGUCCGACUUCUUUCGAGCCUUCAGUCGGAUCGUAGGACAAAAACAGCGUGCUACUAUGGCUUACAGGCCACAAGCAAAUGGAACAGCCGAACGAAUGGUGCAAACCCUGACACAUUCGCUCAAGAUGUACGUGGCUGAAGUUGACCAGCGAGACUGGGAUGAGUAUGCUGAGCGGCUCACAUUUGCCAUUAACACUGCACAAGAUCGGAUCCGGGGGGAUACUCCAUUUUAUCUGAUUCAUGGGUGGGACCCGCGAUCGACUUUGGAGGCUACGCUACCAGUGGGGAAUACGGGGACACGAGAUCGCGAUCCAAAGAGUUGGAGAUACAAAAUCCAAAGACAAUACCAGCGAGCCCGAUCUGCAGUGAACGAUCGUUUACAAGCCGCGAUCCAGGAGCGAGCGGAUCGACACAACGAAGAUCUGGAACCACACGAGAUCGAAGUAGGAGCGCAAGUUUGGCUAUACCUGGACGGAGUUAAAGAGGGAUAUGCGAAGAAGCUAGCGCACAUGUGGCAUGGGCCAUUCCGAGUUGCGGACGUAUGUGGAGAUCAUGCUGUAAAAUUGGAGAUCGCUGGAACCCCAUAUCGGUUAUUUCCGAUUGUACAUAUAUCGAAGCUAAAAAAGGUAAAGACGUUCCCUGAACGCCCGAAGGACCAGCUAACGAUAGAGGAAUCAGAUCGCUUGGAUUUCGAUGAAGCUCUGCUGCCAGAAGACAGUUGGGAUGGCGAUCUUGAAGAAGGGGAAUACGAAGUAGAGGCAAUAUUGGACGUGCGAUCUGGUAGAAAAACCCGUUAUGGGCGAGUACACCGGCAGUUUCUGGUGAAGUGGAAGGGAUAUCCCGAUCUAAGUUGGGUGGACGAGGCCGAUCUAAGUUGUGGGGCGAUCUUGAAAGAGUUUGAGCGGAACCGAGUGAGUCGAAACCGUUUCGACGUAAUGCAGUCUCAUGAAGGCAAGUCGGACGAACCUUAA
This is a messenger RNA of Peronospora matthiolae, 1971 nucleotides long. Lineage: Eukaryota; Oomycota; Peronosporomycetes; Peronosporales; Peronosporaceae. The record is from the annotation of a GenBank genome assembly.